Molecule: messenger RNA, 2543 nt
Organism: Amborella trichopoda
Lineage: Eukaryota; Viridiplantae; Streptophyta; Magnoliopsida; Amborellales; Amborellaceae
Product: subtilisin-like serine-protease S
Biological process (GO): proteolysis
Molecular function (GO): serine-type endopeptidase activity
Source: RefSeq, a predicted model, not a curated record
CGGAUUUUGUGUUCCCCGAAGAUGCCCCCAUUAAACUUCAGAAUUCCAGCUUUGGUCCUCUGUGUUUUUUUUUCACAGAUAUGCUCUGGUUUUUGUUCUCAGGUGUAUAUUGUUUAUCUGGGUGGUAAAACCAGUGAUGACCCAGAUGGGAUUUUGGAGCAAAACCACCAAAUGUUGGCUUCUGUUCAUGAAGGAAGUUUGGAGAAGGCCAAAGCUUCAGUUGUUUAUAGUUACCACCAUGGGUUCAGAGGAUUCUCAGCAAAGUUAACAGAAGCCCAAGCUUCCAUCCUUGCUAAGAUGGAUGGAGUGGUUUCCGUGUUCCCCAACGUGAAAAGAAGGCUUCACACUACUCAUUCAUGGGAUUUCAUGGGUCUUAUUAAUGAUGAAUCAAUGGAGAUUCCUGGUUUCUCCACCAAAAACCAGGAAAACAUCAUAGUUGGUUUUAUUGAUACAGGUAUAUGGCCUGAAGCCCCUAGUUUCUCUGACCAAAUGAUGCCUCCUGUUCCUUCGAGAUGGAAAGGCCGAUGCCAAACCGGCGAGGCAUUCAAUUCUUCAACCUGCAACAGGAAAGUUAUAGGAGCAAGAUAUUACUUGAGUGGAUAUGAAGCUGAACAAGGAGGGGAUAACAAUCCCACUUUAAGUUUAGAUAAGACAGUUAAAUUCAAGUCACCAAGAGAUAGCAAUGGCCAUGGAAGCCACACUGCUUCAAUUGCCACUGGUCGCUAUGUAGAGAACAUGAACUUUAAUGGAUUAGCAAGUGGGGGGGCAAGAGGGGGAGCACCCAUGUCUAGAAUUGCGGCAUAUAAAGCUUGUUGGGACUCAGGAUGUUUUGAUUCAGAUAUAAUGGCUGCCUUUGAUGAUGCUAUCAAAGAUAGGGUGGACAUAUUAUCGGUUUCUUUGGGACCUGAUUCUCCACAAGGAGACUAUUUCAAUGAUGCAAUCUCAAUCGGGUCUUUCCAUGCAGUUAGCCAUGGAAUUACAGUGGUUUCCUCUGCGGGGAAUGAAGGGAAUCGGGGCACUGCUACUAACUUGGCACCAUGGAUGAUCACUGUUGCUGCUGGUUCGACUGAUAGAGAAUUCACAUCUGAUAUCAUUCUUGGAAACAAUCAGACCUUCACGGGUGACAGCCUUACUAUCACAAAGAUGAAAAAGUCAACAACCGUCAUAUCUGCAUCAGAUACAAAUGCUGGGUACUUCACUCCUUAUCAAUCAAGUUUCUGUUUGGAGAGCUCUUUGAAUAGCACAAAGGUUAGAGGGAAGGUUCUUGUAUGUCGCCAUGCUGAGAGUUCCUCUGAAUCGAAGCUUGCGAAGAGUUUAGUAGUGAAAGAAGCUGGUGGGGUAGGGAUGAUUCUCAUCGAUGAAGUCGAUAAGGGUGUUGCCAUUCCCUUUGCUAUACCAGCUGCCAUUGUUGGCGCAAAGAAAGGCACUAGUAUUUUAUCAUACAUCAACCAUACAAGGAACCCCACAUCUCGAAUCGAGCCAGCGAAAACCAUAAUGGGUUCUCUACCGGCCCCUCGAGUGGCUGCCUUCUCUUCCAAGGGUCCUAAUAGCUUAACGCCAAACAUUCUCAAGCCUGAUAUCAUGGCACCGGGCCUGAAUAUACUAGCUGCUUGGUCUCCAGCUAGUAAAAAGAUGGAGUCCAAUAUACUUUCUGGUACAUCUAUGGCUUGCCCACAUGUAACAGGAAUUGUAGCCUUGAUCAAAGCUGUGCAUCCAACUUGGUCUCCCUCUGCAAUCAAGUCCGCUCUCAUGACCACAGCUACUAUAUUCGAUAAGAAUGGCAGUGUUAUAACUGUUAAUCCUGAAGGCCGGCCUGCAAACCCGUUCGAUUUUGGAGCCGGUUUCAUGAGACCUGAAAGAGUCCUGAAUCCUGGCCUAAUCUAUGACUCGAGACCAAAUGAUUUCAAGGACUUUCUCUGUUCUAUUGGUUAUGAUAACAAGUCAUUAAGGCUGAUUACAGGAGAUAAUAGUAUCUGCACAAAGAGUUCCACAGAUUCUACCCUGAAUUAUCCUUCGAUAACAGUUCCUGAUCUUAGAGAUAAUUGUUCAAUUACUCGAACGGUUACUAAUGUGGGGAAACCCAAGAGUAUUUACAGAGCGAUGGUUUCGAAGCCAGCUGGAGUUGAAGUGACAGUGGUUCCAAAGCUUCUGACUUUUAAAAGUUUCGGAGAGGAGAUUAAUUUUACAGUGAAUUUUAGAGUGGUUGCUCCCUAUAAAGGGUACUCAUUUGGCUCUUUGGCAUGGAAGAGGGGGAAAGUGAGGGUGACCAGCGCUUUGGUUGUGAGAGUUGGACCUUCGGGUCAUGAAUCAACAAGCUGAAUUUUUCACCAUGGCCAGAGGAAGAAAUAGGAAAGAGAGAAAAGAAAGUUGAUGUUCAUAUACAGAUAUACGGUGGGGUACUGGAUUUAUUCUGUUUGACCUUCACAAACUCAUAGUGGAAGGGAAAUUGUUGGGGAACUCUGAGAAUCCUCAAAGUUCUCAUGUACAAUAAUUAAUGUUUUAAAGGCAUUGGCAUAUCUUAUAUUCCAUUUAUCAUUGAUUAA